AUGAACAGAAACGACCUCCUGUACGAUAACAAUGGCAUAAGAAAUGCCUUUUUUUCUGAGAUUGCCUUUGGGAUCUCAGCCAAUACUGUCCUCCUGCUUUUCCUCGUGGUCACGUUCUCUCGGGAGCCCAGGCACAAGCCUACUGACUUGAUAACUGGUCUCUUGGCUCUAAGCCACAUAGUGAUGCUGUUGACCAUGGCCAUCAUAGCUACAGACAUUUUGGGGUCCCAGAGUUUUUGGGAUGACUUCAUAUGUAGAUCAGUUAUUUCCUUGUAUAGGCUGAUGAGGAACAUCUCCAUUUGUGCUACAUGUCACCUGAGCAUCCUCCAGGCCAUCAUCCUCAGCCCCAGAAGUUCCUGUUUGUCAAAGUUCAAACAUAAAUCCUUUCAUCACAACUCAUGCUGCUUUCUUUCCCUAUGGACCUUCUGUAUGUCCAUUAGUGGUUUCAUGAAUUCCAUUGUUGCCACCCCCAACGUGACUUCGCACACUCUUAUACUAGUCACUAAGUCCUGUUCUCUCUGGCUUUUUAAUGACUUGACCAGAUACUUACUUUGUGUACUGGCUGUUUUCCGGGAUGCCAUUCUCGUAGGGCUCAUGAUGCUUUCAAGUGUGUACAUGGUAAGUGUCUUGUUCAGACACAAGAGGCGCUGUUGGCACCUUCAUGGCACCAGCCCUUCCCCCAGAGCAUCUCCGGAGCAGAGGGCCAUCCGUACUAUCCUGUUGCUGCUGAGCUUAUUUGCAGUCAUGUACUGUUUGGACUGCAUUGCCUCCUCCUCGAGAAACAUGUGGAAUAACGACCCAACUCACCGUCGUGUCCAGAUGUUUGUGUCUAGUGGCUAUGCCACACUCAGUCCUUUGGUGUUCAUUAGCACUGAACAACGUAUAAUUAACUUUUUGAAAGCCACGCAGGGUGGACAGUAA
Messenger RNA from Peromyscus eremicus (cactus mouse), 921 nucleotides. Its product is annotated as vomeronasal type-1 receptor 90-like. Gene Ontology annotation, biological process: G protein-coupled receptor signaling pathway. Gene Ontology annotation, cellular component: membrane. Bases 1 to 921 code for a protein of 306 amino acids. Gene Ontology annotation, molecular function: pheromone receptor activity. The record is from RefSeq and is a predicted model, not a curated record. NCBI's taxonomy places the organism in Eukaryota, Metazoa, Chordata, Mammalia, Rodentia, Cricetidae. The transcript has a single exon.